AAUGGAAAUGUUUGAGGAAACAUUAAUUUAUGAGGUUCGUAAAAACAAAUGUAUUUAUGACCGGCGAUCUUUAGAAUACAGAAACAAAAUUAAGAGAAAAAAAGCGUGGGAUGACAUUGCCGACAGAACAGGAUUUCCUGUCGAACAGUGCCAAGGUAGAUGGAAAACUUUAAGAGACCGUUUUGUUAAAGAAGUAACUAGACCUAAUAGUAAUAAUUCUACGUGGAAAUUUUUCGUAUCUAUGCAAUUUUUGACGGACUUUGUCACGCCAAGAAGAUCAAAUGAAAACCACAGGGACGCUGGCGAUAAAAGAAAUAGAGACGAGUUUUUCAAAGACGAACUGACAUUUGAAGAAUCAAAUAUAUUUGAAGAUCAAUGUACUACGCAGUCCCUACCAUCUGUCGACCACUCUCCUCUACUUUUACCUGAAGACGACGAGCCAACGACUUCUAAACCGCAAAAGCGAGCCAGGGAUGAACCUUGGGAUCAAUUUAAUUCCUUAUUGGGAACUUUAACGGCAUUAGUUGAAAAAAAAUUCAAACGUGACGUCGAGGACGAUGGAUUUCACAAAUUCUUAGCAUCAAUAUUGAAAGGCGUCGAAGAGAACAAGAGAGAUAAAAUUAAAAUAGACAUUAUUGUAUUUGCUUCAAAAAAAGUUCAGGAGGUUCUUGAACAGGACACUAUACAAACUUCAUAUUGAAAUUAAAUUUGGCGGUUCGACGUUG
Messenger RNA from Glossina fuscipes, 725 nucleotides. RefSeq names its product transcription factor Adf-1-like. The record is from RefSeq and is a predicted model, not a curated record. The transcript has 3 exons. NCBI's taxonomy places the organism in Eukaryota, Metazoa, Arthropoda, Insecta, Diptera, Glossinidae. Gene Ontology annotation, cellular component: transcription regulator complex; nucleus. Gene Ontology annotation, biological process: regulation of transcription by RNA polymerase II. The coding region runs from base 2 to 700 and encodes 232 amino acids.